AGAACCGAUCGCGCGGACAAGCAGAUCUGGGAUGCAAGAUCUGGGAUAGCUGGGUGGCUCUUCUUAUCGACUCUUCCGGUUGGGUACAUCACCCGAUAAAAUGCGCUAGCUCGCGCGUAGCGUCCCCUCCCCCCCGCAUCUCUUCGUUGCACCUUUGCACGCCUCGACCAUGGUAGGCUUCACGGAUAGGUUGAAUGCCCGAGUUGCGGACUCCGCCGUCGGGAGGUAUUUCCGCUUGGAGGGUUCCGGUCACCCACGCGAACGUGAGGGGUCUCGGUUCUUGACUGAGAUCCGUGCUGGUCUAACAACAUGGGCCGCCAUGGCGUACAUUAUCUCUGUCAACGCUUCCAUCCUCACGGACUCUGGAGGAACAUGCGUGUGCUCAACGAACGACGGUUGUCUUGAUGACCCAGCCUACAACACCUGCCUCGGUGAGAUUCAGCGCGACUUCAUCACCACCACCGCUUCGAUCGCCUCGCUUGCCUCUGUUCUCAUGGGGGCACUCGCCAACUUGCCGGUCGGGAUGGCUCCAGGUUUGGGCCUCAACGCAUACCUCGCGUAUUCAGUCGUAGGGUUCCACGGGAGUGGUUUCAUCACAUAUAGGGAAGCUAUGGCUGCGGUGUUCAUGGAAGGCUGGAUCUUCUUCAUCCUCUCUCUGCUGGGUCUCCGGCAAUGGCUCGCCCGCAUCAUGCCUCAGUCGCUAGUCUUGGCCGUUGGUGCUGGUAUCGGUCUUUUCAUCGCCUUCAUCGGACUCUCCUCUGGUGGUCUCUUCGUCAUUGGUGGUGAUACCACGAAUCUCGUCGGCCUGGGUGGCUGCAAACCCGAGGACUACAUCGACCCGAGCAUGCCGUUCUACUGCAACUCCAAGGUCAUGCGUCUCCCGACGAUGUGGCUUGGUAUCUUCACGGGCGGGAUCUUCACGGUGUUCCUUAUGCUCUACCGCGUUAAGGGCGCGAUCAUCUGGGGUAUCUUCCUGACGUCGAUUAUCUCGUGGCCGCGCACGACACCCGUGACCGCCUUCCCCCACACGGACGCCGGCGACGUUGCCUUCGACUUCUUCAAGAAGGUCGUUACCUUCUGGCCGUUGAAGCAUGUCGGAAAUGCCCUUGACUACAACUAUGGUAACGGCAAGGUGUGGUACGCGCUUAUCACGUUCCUCUAUGUCGACAUCCUCGAUACCACCGGUACGCUAUACUCCAUGGCCAAGUUCGCGGGCCUCCGCGACCCCGUGACGCUCGACUUCGAGAAUUCGACGAUCGCGUACUGCGUCGACGCUUUCUCGAUUUCCAUGGGUGCGCUCAUGGGCACGUCCCCCGUCACGGCUUUCAUCGAGUCCGCGACGGGUAUCGCUGAGGGCGGCCGAACGGGCAUGACCGCGAUCGUGACGGGCAUCAUGUUCUUCAUCUCCAUCUUCUUCGCGCCGAUCUUUGCGUCUAUCCCAUCGUGGGCCACUGGCGGUGCGCUUGUCAUCGUCGGUUCGCUCAUGAUCCGCACGUCGCGCGAGAUCAACUGGGACUACGUAGGCGAUGCCCUGCCCGCGUUCCUCACCAUCAUCACCAUCCCGCUCACCUACAACAUCGCGUACGGCGUCAUCGCCGGCAUCCUCUCGUACGUCCUCCUCAACGGCGGUGCCUGGAUCAUCCGCAAGGUCUCCGGCGGCCGCAUCGUUCCAGCAAACUACGACCUCGCCGAGACCUGGGUCAUCCCCCCUGGCGGCAUCGUGCCCGGCUGGGUCAAGGCUCUCCAAGGCCGGAACCGCAGGGAGGAGAUCGUGCCAAUGGAGCAGCGCCCGGCGCACUCGCCGUCGCUCGAGGAGCACACGAAGGGCAGCUUCGCCGCCUCGGAAAUUUGAAGAUCCUCAGCGUCGCACCAGAUAGGCUCUCCAGCGACACCUCGCCGAAUGUAUGCCCGCAUGUAGAUGACAUAUAGGUAUUUAUGCGGCGGCACCAGUUACACCAGCAGCAUUUCGAACUUCCCUACGCCCUUCCCCGACUCUUGGAUUAUAUCGCUUGGACCGUUGUAUAUAGAACUUACGGGCCCCGGCCGUUCAACUCGCGCUUCGGCUUGUUUCCUUCCCUCGCCCCUCUCCCUCUCCCCGCCUGCGACCUGCGCUCUCCUACCGCAUCAUCCCGCCUCGUUGUGUCGAUAUACCUUCCCGGUCGCGUGCGCCCGCAUCCCUUCUCGUCUCGCUCUUGGGCGUGAUGCCGCUGCCGACGUUGUAGAAAACCCAUCCGUUAUCGCUCUUAUCAUCUAGCCGCACGCUAUUUCAUUUAGCACGGCAGUAUGCUAAGCGCCCCAAGUACGCAUGGUAUACCCGUACAUAGCGCGUAGGAUGCUUCUUGUUGUAGGCUGAGUUUCUGCUGCUCGCCCGCUCUCUCGAAAAGCGCUGUACUAUCUCAGAUGUACGACACGUCUUGUCUGUGCUCGAAUGCAUGUCCGCUCAUUUCUGUGACCCUUAAUAUAACUUGCUGUAU
Messenger RNA from Dichomitus squalens LYAD-421 SS1, 2474 nucleotides. Its product is annotated as xanthine/uracil permease. Lineage: Eukaryota; Fungi; Basidiomycota; Agaricomycetes; Polyporales; Polyporaceae. The transcript is spliced from 12 exons. Gene Ontology annotation, cellular component: plasma membrane. Bases 170 to 1852 code for a protein of 560 amino acids. The record is from RefSeq and is a predicted model, not a curated record. Gene Ontology annotation, molecular function: purine nucleobase transmembrane transporter activity. Gene Ontology annotation, biological process: transmembrane transport.